AACAAAAACGAUUUCAAGUGAGCUCGUUGGCUAAUUGUAAUAAAACUUCUAACGUAUGUGUCACAGUAGCUUCUUCAAGUUGUCUGUAUUAAUCACAGGUAAUAUAAACAACGCGUGUCUGAAGCUGGUGCUGGCUACCUGCUGCUGUAUUUCCUUUUUUUAUGAUGUUGUAACGUCGGUCAGCUAACUUCUAGUAGCAAGGUGCAGCAUGAAACCUAUGAUAAUGAGGCAUUCUGUUCCCCAUGGACCUUUUGGAUCAUGUCUCUGAUCCUGUUUGCCUUUGUCGUCCGGGUGAGGGAUGGACUCCCCCUGUCGGCCUCCACAGACUUUGAACACAACCGCGAACUCCAGGAGAGGAAGCAGCAGCUCAGGACCAUCAGCAAGGCACUGGCCCUUUUCCCUGACAGAGGGACCGUCAAGGGCCGGGAGCUCAACAUCUACUUCGUCUCUUCAGAGGGUGUAUCCUACAUGACCGUGUGCCACGGCAGUCUCCCUGUUGCUAAGGCCUUCUGCUUCCUGGAAGACCUGCGCUGGGAGUUCACAGCAUGCUUCAAUAGCACUGCCGUUGCCUUGGCAGCCAGGCCGUAUCCAUUUUUGGAAUUCGACAGCACCAUUCAGAAGCUGAAGCAGCAUUACAACCAGAGCGGUGGUCCGGCCCUGGAGGUGACAUUGGCAGAGGUCCAGGAAGAUCUGAGGGUUCAUCCACCACAAGUAAUUAACUUGGAGGAAGUGGAGCUCACCAAUGGCACUGCAAAUGGACACAUGGAGCAAGGUCCUGGGACUGGUCAGAAUGGAAGACUUGAACCAGUCACAUCGCCAGGCAUCCUCUCUCUGGUCUUAAAUAUAAUGUGUGCAUCUUUGAACAUAAUCCGUGGUGUUCACCUCAUAGAGUACACAUUCCAGGAUGAUUAUGAAGGUAUAUGGAAUGUUAUGGCAUUUCUUCUGGCGUUCGUCUGCUGUGUGUUGCAGUGCCACCUCUACCUGUUCCACUCAUCUCUGAAGAAACACAAGUCCUUCACUCUGUUGAGUGUGAUUGUCCUAUGCAACAUCUACCUGCUCGGCCCGAGGAACCCGUGGCAGCUGAUCUUCCACAUUUCAGUCGCCUCCCUCUCCACCCUCCUCAUCCUCACCCGCAAACUCCAAGACAGAACCAAUGACUGCGGGGUCUGAGGAGCAGAGGACACUUAACUGCGUUGCACCACUCACAGCUCUUUCAGUGCAGGUGAGAAAGACAAGUAAAGUAGUGGCUUGAUCCACACGAGUUAUGUUUUUUAACAAAAAACAUUGACGGAUAUUGUGUGAUCACGGAAAAUGACAAUUAAGUUAAUAUUUUCUUGUAUACAGUAUAUACUUGCACUUUGUGUACAUUUGUUUCCAAGUCUGUAAAGGGUAUACAGUAAAAUGCAGUUGUUUCCGGAAACAGAUAUUAACUGAAAAGCUAAAAGGAGAUGUCUGUGUCAGAAACAAAAUGUUUGUGCCAUCCUGUCCCAAAACGUUUUUUAAGAAAAUGAUGGGUUUAUUUUUUUUCAGUCCGAGUUGUUGUUUUUCAUGUAGAAACAAUAAUUUCCUCACAGCCCCAACUGACGUAGUCAAGCUUUUGAUUAUUUCUGCUCACAUUCAGCUCAGUAUUAUUUCUGCUACCACAGGCCAUUGAUUAUCUUUACAUAAUCAGUUUAUCAAUGCUAAGUGACAGUUGGUGAUUGUAACAGACAUUAGAUUUAAUUGUUAGAUUCAGUAGGCACACAACACACAGUUAGUGGAGUUUUGCUACUUAUAUGCUUUAGUGAUUUAUUACUAGUGAGAGUCAAGUAAUGCUGACAACUACUUUUUAUUUGGUUUGCAUUAGUUGCUCAUUACGCUUCAGUAAAUACACAAUGCAAAGGUGUAAAUGUAAAGCUGUGGGUUGUUUAAUGCCUUACUGUGUGACAAUUAUUUUUAGUUUGUUUAUUUUGCUGACUUAUGUACAAAUACACCGGCAAGUGCUCAGCUAGUCAUUGCAAAGUUUCAAAUGUAAGGGCUCUGUUAUUUAAUGACUUAAUGGAAACUACAUUCAAUACUGAGGGAAUAUUAACCCUAUAGUCAUGUAAGGCAUGAUGUUGAACACAUCAUCACCAUUUAAAACCCUUUUUUGUAUGAUUAUUACAAAUUUAGACUUUUUUUUUUAAGUUUGUCUGUUUUUUUUCUAUUGAUUUCUGCAUUGUCAAAGUGUAAACUGGGUAAGAAAACGAAAGCACUGAUUCCAUGGGUAAAAUAUUAUUUAAAUUUGUUCGACUGCACUAUUAGGCUUAGAUAUUUUUGUGUUGGGUAUGGCAAUUGUUCUUGAAUGUGUUGCAUAUCGGGUUCAGCUAUUUAUAUCCUGGUUUAUGUUUACUUGGUUGAGUUUUUUGUCUUUCUUCAGGGUUUAUAACAUGUCUCCCUACCUGUAGUUCUCAGAUUGUUAUAAACAUAGAAAUCAUACGGUAAUAAUCUUUGUUUGAAUAUAGAACUGUAGCGCUGCUAAAUAAAUAGGCAAAUCUCCUUUAAGUUUGUUUUUUUUACAUCAUUUUGUGUAUUUAGUUUCUUAGACAUUAAUUUGAAUAGCUAAACAGUUGCACUAAUGUCUGUUAAGCGAGGGAUUUAAUUAUUUGUUCAGAGUGUUUUACAGACAAGUAGAGUUGUGGCAUUGUGUCCUUUUUAAUCUGACUAUUUUAUCAAGAAAGUUGGAAGUAAAUUUAAAGGAAAGGAAAGAGGUUUCAUCUCAUCAGACAAUCCAAAUGUCCCUCAAAAACAAUUACAAAAAAGUGACUUUAAGCUUGUAGUUUACAAAGAGUGAGGAAACUCAAAUGUUUCACUGGAAACAUAAAAUGUAGUGUGGCUUUAGAUAACAACAGUUGAGCCUCUUAAUACAUUUACAAUUUGUUCUCAAGUAGAUUGUGCUAUCUGGGUAUUUUGGUUAAUUGCUGAGAAUGGGACUGACACGGUGACUUUUGAUGCUGUGUCGAACCAAACUCUUGCUCAAAUGAGGUUUUCUUGGACGGGGGUGAAACUUUUCUGUGGAGGACAUUGGUGACCCUGUAAUAUUUUUUAUAAAAAAGGAGGUUUUUCCAACUCACCAUUUUCACCGUAGCGUACAAGUUGUUGACCAAAUUAAUUGUACAAUUAAGUUGCCGCCAAUAUAAAGAUGUAGAACCAAAUAAUGUGGGGGAUAUUUAAACGCUUGAAAGGGAAUGAAGGAUCAUUUUGUUGAUCAUGAAGGUUUAUAACAUUUAGUAGAAAUACACAAUACCAUUUACACGUGUGGCAGCAUUCUUUUAAUAUGUUUUUUUAUUUAUUUUUUUAUCUAUAUCCAAAGUCUUAAGUCUGAUCUAAAUAUUGGAAACGGUUUGAAAAUCAUUCAGGUUCAGAAGUAUGUUUGGUUGGGCGUUUUAUUGAUCUUGUUUUAUACAAAACAGUGAACAGAAUGGCGUUAUUUGUAAUUGGACUCUCAUAAGGUUGAGUAAGUUGUUUUUGAGGCUGCAACCUGUUUGUAAUAAUGGAAGUGAUGUAACAAUGUCAUUAUUGUAACUGCCAAACACUGGUGAUCACAGGGCUUUAUUAUUUCCUGCUGUGGUAAA
Molecule: messenger RNA, 3593 nt
Organism: Anoplopoma fimbria (sablefish)
Lineage: Eukaryota; Metazoa; Chordata; Actinopteri; Perciformes; Anoplopomatidae
Gene: sec22c
Product: SEC22 homolog C, vesicle trafficking protein
Exons: 7
Coding region: 259-1170 (303 amino acids)
Biological process (GO): endoplasmic reticulum to Golgi vesicle-mediated transport
Source: RefSeq, a predicted model, not a curated record